GCUGGGUUGAAUGCACUGGUGAGUCUAGCCCGUCAAAUAGUCAAGCCAGAGGAUCCAACAUUCCAGUCCAUCCCCACACAUAUUGCGAAUGACCCUCGUUAUAUGCCGUUCUUUAAGGUGUUCCACAUAUUUAAAUGUUAGUUUCUGAAAUGUCACACACAUGAUUUUAUUAUUGAUUAUUUCCUUCCUAUCAGGAUUGCAUCGGAGCCAUUGACGGAACACAUGUCGACGCACGUCUUUCUGUCAAAGAGAAAGUUGCGUACAUUGGUCGAUGCGGAUCACCAACACAAAAUAUAAUGGCUGUUUGUGAUUUCAAUAUGUGUUUCACAUAUGUGAUGGCUGGAUGGGAAGGUAGCGCACACGAUAGUCGCGUUUUCAAGUUUGCAACUAGCAACAUUAAAUAUGGAUUCCCUUAUCCACCACCAGGUAAGUACUACUUAGUGGACGCCGGGUAUCCUUUGCAAAAGGGCUAUUUGAAGCCAUAUCCAGAUACAAAAUAUCAUAUACCUGAUUUCGAGAGAUCUAGCGGGGUUGCACGAGGAAAGAAAGAACUUUUUAAUAAAAGACAUUCAUCCUUGCGUGGUGUGAUCGAGAGAUCGUUUGGUGUUUGGAAGAAGAAAUGGGUAAUUCUACGUGAUAUGCCAACUUAUCCUUUUCCAAAACAAGUCCAGAUUGUAGUGGCAACAAUGGCACUACACAACUUCAUACGACGACACCAUUCUCGGACAGAUGCAGAGUUCUCUGUUAUAGAAGAGGAUUCAAUGGAAAUACCACCUGAGGCAUUUGAAUACCACGUUGGACGUUCUAUCCCACACAUCGAUAUUGAUUCACCUGAGUCACAUACACCAGAUGGUGAAGGCGCUUCUGAGAUGGCAUGUUUGAGAGAGCAAAUAGCAAAUGAUAUAAGCCAAGGCAUUUAGACUGCAUUACAUAUUAUGUUCUUUCAAUUAUGUUUAAUUAUUUGGGGCAUGUUAAACAUAUGGAAGUAAUUCUAUGGAUGAUGAUGUACUUUGCUCUUAUCUGGUAGUUUAUGUUAAUUUGAGUGCACUAAAUGGAGGUAUUGAUGUUUAACUGCUGUGUGAAUGUGGUAUUUUAGAAGCUAUGGAUGUAUCUGCAUUUUAAAUGAAAGCUUAUCCCAUGCUUGUGAUCUUACUUAGCUGGUAAUAAAGCUGCAGCCAUGCACUUUGGGAGUAUAUGCAAUCCAUAUGUAGCUUGGAUGGCCCCUUAGCUAUGUAGGUAGCUUGGAUGGCAACCACUACUAUGUUGGAAUGCUGUUUAGGGUCAGAAUGGCUGCUAUAUGUGUGUGUGUGUGUGUGUGUGUGUGUGUGUGUGUAGGAUUGUGUGUGUGUGUCUGUGUGUGUG
This is a messenger RNA of Phalaenopsis equestris, 1362 nucleotides long. RefSeq lists its product as uncharacterized. NCBI's taxonomy places the organism in Eukaryota, Viridiplantae, Streptophyta, Magnoliopsida, Asparagales, Orchidaceae. The record is from RefSeq and is a predicted model, not a curated record.